UCUCCGAAAUACCGUACCUCCUACCUCGUGUUUUCUCUGCACGUCUGGCUCACCCUGCAAAAUAAACGAGUGUACAGUUGCCCUAUUGGAUAUAGGAUCACAUCUAUCUCGCUUCUGUUUUAAGUUUGGAAUAUUCGUCUCGUGGGAGUUCUAUAUUCGUAAAUCCAUUUUGAAGUGCAAUAUGGAUUGUUGUAUGUAGCCUUCUAGUUCCACUGUUAUUUUACCUCUCUUUGUGUUUGGAAAGAUUGCAGAUGGGUUGUUAGGUCAGUCUUCAGCUGUGUGAUUUUGAAGCAGAUAAAACUACCCCUGUCAAAAAAAUCAAGUCCCAUUAUCUGUCUCCUUACGAGGCAUCAACUUUUCAUCGAAACUUAGCCUCUGAAUUCCACCUUACACCUGGCCCUAAGGAUUCUUUUCUUCAUAACCAGUCCUUUCCUAAUGCUCAAAAAGACCCAGAAAAUGGGAAUGCCUCAUUUGACAUGGGAGAAUCUCACAAGUUUUCAAUUGGCAGGUUCAAAGGUGAUUCAUUAGAUUCUUUUAGUUAUUCUCCCUUAAAAACAUCUCCAUUGCGAGGUAGCGAAACACAUAACAUUCGUCAUUUAAAUGGCAAUUCGCCAUUCUGUGAUAUUGUUGAAGCAAAAUCAGCAAAUAUUUCAUUUCACAUGCAGAAUCCAACUAAGGCUGUUGUGACAAUUGAUGCAGAAACAACAGAAAUUUUGACAGCCAACAAAUUAGCAAAUAAACUUUUAGGUCUUAGAGAUGAACAUGAUCCUGUUAAACUAAUUGAUUUUAUUAAAUCGCCUGAAGAUCAAUCUUCGUUUUUUGAAGCUGAUUUGAAACCAAAUGGAGAAUUAGUACUUUUUGCUGGAAAAGUGAUGGACGUUAUUACAGCUUCUGAUCACGUAGUUCCUGUUUCUGUAUGGGCUCGAGGAAUAACUUCAGAUUCAGAUUAUCGCUACCUUGUUGUCAUGGAACCUGUUGAAAGAACAACAGGAAUAGUUCACUUUGAUCACAAUGGAAGAAUUUUUUAUUGUGAUCAAAGGUUUGUUUCUGUAUUUGGUUACUCUGCAAUUCAUGAAGUGCUUGGUUUACACAUAGUAGACUUGAUGCCUAAUGUGGAAUUUAAUUCAGAAAAUAAAAGUCAGGAAAUAAGUAAUAAACAGUGUGUGACUGGUCGAACCCAAGAUGGAUUCAUUUUUCCACUCAGUAUACAAAUUGGUCCAAUUUUUACUAAAGAAACUGUAAAUCCAGAAACAGAUGCUUACGAAGGCAUUGUUUGGGUAUUCAGUAAUAUCAGUGGCCUCAUCACUUUAUCACCUGAUGGAACUAUCCAUAGUUGCAACACAAAUUUCUCUCUUCUUUUCUUUGGAUAUUCACAAACUGAGCUAGUUGGAAAGAAUAUCUCAUUUUUAAUCCCAUCAUUCUACGAUGACUAUGAGUAUCUUGACACAGAUUCAAUGGCUUUACCAAUGUUUGAUGAAGAUGAUGAUUCGAAUGCUAAAUAUGGUACAUCUGAUGGGCGAACUACUGCAGAUUCCAUUGGAUUAGAUAUUCCUAGUAGGCCAAUGAAUCCAGUUGCACUCUCGCCGAACAUGCGAGAAGAUUAUGAUGAUUAUAACAGAUCCUCUGCACUAUCUGCAUUUGGUGAUGAUCAAUCAGUCUCUUCCAGUCAGUUAUCUUUCAAUCAGCAGUCACCAGAAGAGAAAUCUAACGAACAGUUGGGUUGCAUUUAUUUAGAUUCCUCAGCUGUUAGUCCUCAUUCCUUGGAAAAGCCCAUUGAAAAUUCGAAUUCUUUUAAUGAUGAGUUAUCUGCAUCUUCAUCUCGACGCUCUCGGCAUUUGUCCUACAGUGAAUCUCAAGAUACUCUUCAUUCUGGCACAAAUAGCAUUACUGGUUCAGAUAUCAAUGCUAACUUUUAUGGUCCCAGUGAUGGUAAAGUUUCUUUUGAAACACACAAUGAUACUUUUAGUGAACAUUCAUAUAGUUCUUCAGAAGCAUCUUCUAGUGAACAUGAAAGUGCUUCAGAAUCUGAAGCUGAUGAAUCAUCUGAAGAAGAAAAAGACAAUGAGUCCUUGUUUAGCAAGGAAGAUUAUUCCAACAAAAAAUAUCUGGUGCCUAGUAUUGUUGACUUUUCGGAAUCCAACUCUUCAAACUAUAAAGGACAUGUACGUUCCCGCUCAUUAUCAGAGAGUGGUUUAAAAAGUGCCAGUCUAAUAACUAAAAUCUCAACUCCUAAAGAAGGGAGUUUCAAGCCUACAAGUGAGAAUUCUACUCAUAGUAUAUUAGAAGGUGAUUUUAUUGGUCUAGGACGUCACAGAGAUGGUUUUAAUAUAGGUAUUCAGUACAUAAUAAAAAAAGUCACAUUGGAUGAUGGAAAAGCUCUUUAUUGUUUGUGGGUUUCUCGUGAUCCAGAAAUAAAAGAAAUUGGUCAUGGAAGCAGACUACUUCAUGACAGUAGUCGCACUGAAAGCGCUGACACAAGUCAUAGCGAUACUAGUCAUACUGAAUCUCAGGUUGAAAGAUCUUCAAGUGCUACAAGUUCAGAAGCUUCUGUUUUAUCAGAAUCUGUAUACAUUGAGGGAGAUUUUUCUAAAAAUUAUACUAUCAUGCAGCAUCUCAGGAAAGGUGCAUUUGGUUGCAUCAAACGGGCUUACCGCAACUCAGAUGGUCUUCUAGUUAUAGCAAAAUUUAUUAAGAAAUCAGAGGUGUACAAAGACUCAUGGAUUUAUGAUAACAAAUUCAAAAAAGAAGUGCCUAUUGAAAUAGCUAUAACAAAUUCCAUAGAUCAUCCCAACAUUGUUAAAGUUUUGGAAGUAUUUGAAAAUGACACGUUUUUCCAAAUGGUCAUGGAGAAGCAUGGCCAUGGUAUGGAUCUCUUUGAAUUCAUUGAAAAACACCCAAAAAUGGAUGAACCACUGGGAAGCUAUAUUUUCAGACAGAUAGUGGCUGCUCUGAGUCAUCUUCAUGGUAUGUCCAUUUUGCAUCGAGACAUCAAAGAUGAAAAUGUCAUAAUAGAUGAGAAAUUUCAUGUAAAGUUAAUUGACUUUGGUUCUGCUGCAUUCAUGAAACAGGGUGAUGAAAUGUUUUCUACUUUCUGUGGCACAAUGGAAUACUGUAGUCCAGAAGUCAUUCGGGGUAAUAAGUAUCGUGGUCCAGAACUUGAAAUGUUUGCAUUAGGUGUAACCCUCUAUACUCUUUUGACUGAGGAAAAUCCUUUUGUGGGACCAGAUGAAAUACUUGAAGGAGUGUAUGCAAUUCCAUCCGGAUUUUCAGAAGAAGUAAUUGCGCUAAUUAAUCAUUUAUUGGAACCUGAUCCUUUGUUACGUUGCACUUUGCCUGAAGUGGAAGAAAAUCCUUGGGUUAAUCAACCAGUUUGUAUAGAUAAAUACAAAUUUGAUGAAGUUAUAAAUUGUAGUUAUGAAGUAAUGCACCCAGCUAAAUAUUAUCAGGACUUGUUGCCUGAAAACAAUGAGAACACAGAUUCCGAAUCAUCUUGCCUGAGUUCCAAGCUGUCUCACAUUAAACUGAGUGAGCAUUAUCGAUCUUCAACAGACAGUGAAGUGAACUUUCAAUCAUCUGCUUUUAAGCAAAAACUGUAAUUUUUAGCAUAGUUUGUACAGCUGGCUUUGAAUCUUUCAUUCCACUAUGGGAUCAAUUGUAUUUUACUAAGUUUGCUGCAACAUGGGCAAUUGUGAAGUUUUUUUUUUAAUUAUAUCGCUGAAACUUUGAAUUAUUUCCUAUUUUAAAUAAAAAUUGUUAUUACUUUUUUUUUUAUUUUUUUUUUUUUUUAAAUAAAAUUUUUAUUGAGGAAGUUAAAACUUUAGAGGUUUAGAAUUAAUAAUAAAAAAAGUCUCUUGCAUAAAAAAUUUAAAAAAUGAAGGCUCAUUAAAGAUUUUUCAAGAAAAUUCAGGUAAAUAAAUUUUUUAAAUGUCUUUUUGCACUUAUCAUACGAUGGUGGGUUUUGAGAAUUUGAUUUUAGUUCUGUAAAGAAAUACUUAAUGAAAACAGAAGAGUGAUUUUAUUUGAAUUUUUCUCUGUUAAUGUAUUUUUUUUUGUUUUGUAUAUUUCAUCCUUCAUUCCACUUCAUUUAUUACCAAGAAAUUGCAUUAAUUUACAUUUAAUGACAUGUUUUUCUAAUUAUUUGCAUUCAUUUUGCUUAGGAACUAUGAAUAUGGUUUUAUUUAAUGAUUAUGGAUUUUUAUAAUUAUUGGUAAGAAUCCAUUUAAGAUGUCAUGAAAAUAAGUGUAUUGUGGAUAGGACAUUAUCUGUUAAGGACAAAUAAUCAUCCAUUUUCCAUUUCAUUUUCAUUUGAAAUAUCCAUAUGAAUAAUAAUUUAUUAGCAGAAAUUAUUUUUAAAAAUCUUUUCGUUCGUAUUUUAUGUAUUUAUUUGAAGUAAUUGAUGCACAGAAAGGCAAUUAAUUUUAAUUAGUUUACUUAAAACUAAAUGCUGCCAAUAUAAAUAUGUAAACUAUUCUUCCAUUUAAUAGUUACUAAGUACUGCACAAGCACAAUUACCCAUUAUUAAAUGUUGUAGAAUGCUAAGGUUCUGUUAGUCUAAAAUUGCCUUUUGCUUUAUAUUUACAGCUUUUCAUAAAUGUUUUCUGUAUAUUUUGAUAAGAGCUAUAUUAAUUUGUGAUACUAUAUUAUACUACUUAAAGUGUCACCACAUUUUAGUUUUAAUUCUGUUAAUGUAGAAUUUGAUUUCUACUAUUGAAAUUGAAUACUUAACCCUUGGUUUCUUUAUGUUCAUUGAUUUAUGAUCUUAUUUAAAACAGAAAAUGGCACAAUUUCUUUUUACACUUAAAAACUUUAUUAUUAAUUAAUAAGAAAAUAAACCAUGUGUAAAUUAAAAUAAUUCAACAAUUAUUGAUUAAUUACUUUAUAUCAAAAAGUUGAAUAAUUUGAGAAAGGAAAAGUAGUGUGAAAGUUUUUGCCAUCUUUCUUCAAAAAGUUGUACAAAGUGUUGCAAAAAUGUAUAUACACAUCAAGAUUUCAUAAUUUUCAUGAACUAAUAGAAAUGUAAUAUCUUGUCAGUUAUUGAAACUCAUAUAUUUGCUGUCUUUGGCCUGACACAGCUUUUUCUAAUGAUACCUCUUUGUCCUAAAUCCUUAUUUACUAUAUUUUCAACGAUAAAUUUAUAUUUCAAAUGAAUUAAAUACAUUAAUUUUGAUUGUAAUAACGGAUAUAAAUUAUGAAAUUUAGAUGAUUUUUAUUAAAUGUUUUUAUAAUAGCUAUUGAAAGUGUAGAUACAUUGUUAAUGCACCCCAGGGUUAAGUUAUUGAAAUAAGAAAUUUUAUUAUUUAAAUUUUCUUCUCAAUAGCCCAUGUUGCUAUGCUACAAGAAUUUACACUGUAGAAAAAAAAUUAGUAUUAAAUUGUAAGUUUAAUGUGUUGUGAACAGAGUAUACAUAAUUUUACUGAAUACCAAUAAGUGCCAAAGGAAUGUAUUUUUGUUGUGCUGUCCCUAGUUAAAAACAUUACAUUUUCUCCCUUUAUGAGCAAUAGUCAAGCUUUUGAAAGCUUUUUACACUGUUUACAUGUGAUUUGUAGUUUGUAAAUUUCUUUAUUGUACAUCCAGAAUAUCAAAGGGAAAAACAACAACAACCACACUAGUGUCUUAAACUGCCCUGCUCAAAUACAGCUUUCUUUGUCUUGUAAAUACAUUUAAGUCUAUUUCUGUGAUAUAAUUGUAUAUUAUGUGUUGUCAGCAACUAUUUUAAUAAGUAGAUGUAUAUCAGUGAGUGCAUGUUACUAUUGCAAGUGAUAUUUAUUACCAAUGGAAAUAAUUUAUGGCUUGUGUUUUUUAGCGUAUUUGGAGAAAGCUCUUUUUUUUGUGUAACUGCUACAGUGUAUCGUUUUUUAAUCUAUUUUCUGUAAUGUCAGUUGUAUUGUUUUAAACUAUACAAUUCUAAUAAACUGUUUAUUAUUUUGAGA
This is a messenger RNA of Argiope bruennichi, 5930 nucleotides long. It is a transcript of the gene Pask, whose product is annotated as PAS domain-containing serine/threonine-protein kinase-like. The transcript has 18 exons. NCBI's taxonomy places the organism in Eukaryota, Metazoa, Arthropoda, Arachnida, Araneae, Araneidae. Gene Ontology annotation, molecular function: ATP binding; protein serine/threonine kinase activity. Gene Ontology annotation, biological process: regulation of DNA-templated transcription; protein phosphorylation; negative regulation of glycogen biosynthetic process. Gene Ontology annotation, cellular component: nucleus; cytosol; cytoplasm. The record is from RefSeq and is a predicted model, not a curated record. Bases 477 to 3596 code for a protein of 1039 amino acids.